CACCGCGACCCUAACUUUACACAACUGAAAUCCAUGUUUCAAAACAAAUGGACGUUUGUGCGUUUGACUAGUUUUUGGAGUUGGGUAUUUCCCAGCGAGGGCUUUUUUUUGGGGCAGAUGCUGAUAUUUUCGUUCGAAAAAUGAGCUUAUAAAUAAUUCAGGAUCAAGGAAUGGAAGAUGAUGUUCGUUUAUUGGCCGGCAUUAGUUGUUGCCGGAAUUCUCGUGAAAAUUGCAACGGCCUGUCCGGUUUCUUGUUCCUGCAAAUGGAAAAAUGGGAAGCAGACAGUGAUCUGUAACGGGAAAGGUUUGUUGGAUAUUCCUGAUGGACUAGACCCCGGCACUCAAGUGCUGGAUUUUUCCGGAAACUUUAUGAGCAAUCUUGCCGACGAACUAUUCAGCAACAAACAACUGAUUAACUUGCAAAGAAUUUAUUUGUCGAAUUGUCAAAUAAAAAUAAUAAACGAGAAAACUUUCAAGGGUUUAACAAACUUGGUGGAGCUGGAUUUAUCACGGAAUUUGUUGGAGACCGUGCCGACGAGCUCAUUUAUGGACUGUCCUUCAUUAAUGAGAUUAACGUUGAGCUCGAACCCCCUAACAGUUUUAGAAAGGUUGGCUUUCAAUCAUCUGUCGUUCCUCAACACCCUCGAACUCGACAACUGCAAGCUAGUCGAAAUAGAAGAGGGCGCUUUCCAGGGCCUCCACAGCCUCGAGUGGCUCCUUCUGGACGACAACAAGCUGAAAACAAUACGCGGUCCCGAAACACUUCCGCCGAAUCUAAAGGGAGUGGAGCUCCGAGGGAAUCCCUGGGAGUGCGAUUGUCACAUCAAAGAUCUUCACGUCUGGCUGAAAAACUCCAACGUUCCCAUCGCCGUGGAGCCGACUUGCCGUGGUCCUCCCCGGCUCGCAAACCGCGCCAUCAAAUCGAUACCCGUUUCGGAGCUCGCCUGCCUACCAGACGUAUCGCCCACAACAUUUUAUCUGGAACUGGCCGAAGGGAAGAACGUAUCUCUGCAGUGUCACGUGCAUUCUGUACCGGAAGCGUCAGUCUCGUGGUGGUUCCGGGGGCAGAUCCUGCAGAACAAUACCAUCGUCGCCCCGGGAAUACACUUGAUUUACUUCGUGGAGGAGGGCGCGGAGAACAAGCGCAGCGAACUGUUCAUCUAUAACGCCAACUCCGAAGACAAUGGUACAUUUAUCUGUAAUGCCGAAAACGCCGCUGGAACAUCGCAAUCGAAUUUUACAAUCAAGAUAAUUAUUAAAGAAGAUCCGAUAGUAAUUAUCGUCUCAUUUCCGUUCGAGUAUCUCCUGGCUGCCGCGAUAGGGGCCGUCGCCCUAGGACUCGUCAUAAUCUCUGUUAUCGUGGUAUUGAUUGUGCGAUGUCGGCGAUGGAAACGACACGAAAAAAGAAACAAGGCCAAAGAUGUUACAAUGCAAUGCCAGCAGACCCUGAAAGGCGAGGAAGCUGCCGAGCCUAAUCCACUCAAGGCCAAUUCUGAUGAGGAAAUGACGCUUUACGACGCGCAACCCCGCGAUGAUCGCCCGGUUGUCACCGCUAAUCAGGUCGGCAGCCCCACGUCAUUGGGGCGUUAUCAGCUGGAGCAAAAUCCCGACCUCAUUAACGGGAUGGAGUGCCGUCGCGACGCCUGCUUGCGCCCGGAGAUUUACGAUGGGUGCACGAUGGAUGUACGAUGGGUGGACGCCGAAGGGUACCCCAUCGAUUACGGAUUACCCAAAGUACCCGAUCAAUCAGCCAGCUUCUACCGAACGCUGCCGUGCAAUAGGCUCAAACGACAGUCUGCUAAUUCCAGGAGCAGAUACUCCCAGGAAGCGGAAUUUCUCGCCAGAGCUUCCAUCUCGUCAUCCCUUUACGAUCAUUACCAUACUGACGUCCGUUACACGGCUGAUGGCUAUCCAGUGCCGUCAAAUGACGUCGCCCCAUCAUCGCUUCCAUGCUGUUCGGUGCAGUGGCCGACUUGUGUUCCCGCUAACCUCCACAUGGUUAACAACAAUCCGAACGACAUGUUCCAUGAUGCGGCCAGAUUACCACCGGGGGCGAUUAUCAAGCGGUGCGUUAGUGCACAAACGGAAGACGCCGACGAUCAGACUAAGAUUGAUUCAAAUGCAAUCAGCUCGCGAAACAAUUCUGCCAAUGAAGCUUUAACUGAAAGUCCGGAUGAAGGUUACGAGGGAGAACCAUCUGUUGUAUAGUGUCUUUAUUAAAUAUUUUUCUUUCACUCUUCACGCGUAGAAAGGGAUCUAACACAGAUAGGAAAACUCAAUCACAGGGUAACAUUUAUUUCAUUUAGCGAGAUUUUUUUUAUUAUCCUCAACAAUGCGAUUAGUCCGGCUGUACAUAUUACUUAUCACUAAGUAAGUAGAUGAAAAAGAAUUAGGAAUUUUUACGAAAGUUUUUAAACGGCAAAUCGUUUUUGUAUUAGUUAAGCAAUAUCUUUCUAUGUGA
This is a messenger RNA of Zophobas morio, 2461 nucleotides long. Its product is annotated as leucine-rich repeat-containing protein 24-like. The record is from RefSeq and is a predicted model, not a curated record. NCBI's taxonomy places the organism in Eukaryota, Metazoa, Arthropoda, Insecta, Coleoptera, Tenebrionidae. Bases 178 to 2208 code for a protein of 676 amino acids. The transcript is spliced from 2 exons. Gene Ontology annotation, molecular function: protein binding.